AUGGCUUCCUCUGCUGCUGGUAGUAAUGCUUUCUCCUAUGAUGUGUUUCUAAGCUUUAGAGGCGAAGACACUCGGCAUUCUUUUACCGAUCAUCUAUACAAUAGAUUACAAUCAGCAGGGAUUCGUACUUUUAGGGAUGAUAACGAUAUCAACAGAGGCAAAGAACUGAAACCUGAAAUUGAGGCAGCAAUCAAAUUAUCCAGGGCAGAUGUUAGGAAUCAAAAAGGAAGUUUCGCCAUAGAAGUCAAACGUUCAUACAGGUGGACAGAUGAGAACGUAAACAAGUGGAAGACAGCUCUUAAGCAGGUUGCUGAUUUGGCAGGCUUGGAGCUCUCUGGCAACCCUGAAACAAGCUUUAUGGAGGAAAUUGUUGAUACAAUUUACAAUAAUUUAGAGCAAAAAGAAGUUCAUCUUCCACUGAAUAUAAUAGGGAUGACCACUCGUUAUAAGGAGAUUAAUUCCUGGUUACAUGGUUCUAAUCUUCAGUUUUUAUUAAUUUACGGUAUUGGUGGAAGUGGCAAGACAACACUGGCCAAAUACAUAUACAAUUCAAAUUGGAAAAGUUUUGAAUAUGUGAGUUUUGUUGAAGACAUUGGUAGAAGAUGUAAAGGACCCAAUGAUUUAAUUCAACUACAGAGCCAACUCCUUAAAGUUGUUUUAGGGGGUAAAAAGAGAAAAAUACCUGGUGUUUCUCGUGGUACGUGUAUGAUUGAAGAAGCCUUGGAAACGAAAAGGACUCUCAUUGUUCUUGAUGACAUUGCUGAACGUAGCCAGUUAGUUGCUUUACUAGGAACCUCGAAGAUUAAUGCCCAAAGCAAGAUUAUAAUCACAACCAGGGAAGUAUAUGCCGAUAAAUGGUUUGACUUUCCAUAUUGGAGGUGUUGGAAGUAUAAAAUGAGAUUAUUAAAUGAUGAUGAAUCGUCUAAGCUUUUAAGUCGUCAUGCAUUUGGAUCCAGAAUUCCUAUGCCGGGAUUUAAGGGGCUUGUCGAAAAGGCAAUACAAUAUUGUGAAGGAAAUCCACUAGCUCUAGAAGUGUUGGGCUCCUGUUUCUCCCAGAACAAUACCAUCCAAUAUUGGGAAAGCCAAUUGAAAUUAUUGAAAAACGAUAUGCAUUCUGGAAUUCAAGGUGUACUCCAAAGAAGCUACACAUCUUUGCCAUAUAACUCCGACAAAGAGUUAUUUUUGCAUAUUGCUUGUUUCUUUGUUGGCAAAGACAUAGAUUAUGUGGUAAAGAUAUUGGAGCCUGAUUACUUAGCAACAUCUGGGAUCAAAACCCUUAUUAGCAGAUGUCUUAUUUAUGUUUCAUCUAACAAAGUUCUCCUGAUGCAUAGAUUGGUUCAAGAGAUGGGGAAAAACAUAGUCCGUCAAGAAUCCACAAAGUGCCCUGAAGAGCGUAGUAGAGUUUGGCUUAGUAGUGACUCUUAUAUGAUAUUGAGCAAAGCAGAGGGUUCGAAAAAUGUUGAAGGUUUAGCACUUGAUAUGCGUAUGUUGAUGAAAAAGAAGUUUCCAUUCAAGGUUCUUUGGUCAUUGAAGAUUCUAAAUCUUAAAGACUCACACAACUUAUCUGUAAUCCGCAACACAUUCAAUAUCCCUCGUCUUGAGACAUUAAUUGUUUGGAACUGUUACAGUUUGGUUAAUGUUUGUGAACACCUUGGAGACCUUUCACAUCUUCAAUUAUUAAACAUGACAGGAUGUAAAAAGCUAUUCACGCGUAUAAGUGUGUUAGCAGCAGCCUCUACUUCCGCAGGAGUUUCAAAACAGCCUACUUUUUCCUUCCCACAUUCGUUAGAUCAGUUAUUCCUCAAAGAUUGCGAACUUGAAUGGGAAACUUAUUUGGGACACAUGAAGUGGCUAGAAGAAUAUCAAUACCAUGAGGUAUGCCUUGUUGGUGAUGAUGAGCUCACAAUAGGCAGAAGUAGGCUUAUCCAGAUGUUGUACGAAUUUGAUAUUACGAGCACGUCACUACCAGAUAUAAAGGAUCCAAACAUGACACCUGAGUAUAUAUCAAAAUCAACUUCGUUAUCCUUUGAUAUACCUUCGUGUCCCAUAAAUAAGAGGCUGAAAGGAAUCAAUGUAACUUUUAAGUAUGCAUUAUCAGGUGAAUAUUGGGCAUGGUUUUGUAAAAUCAAUACGACCAAUGGAGUUGAUUUGAUGUACAACCCUAAAGUCUUUGGAAAACCUGAAUCUGGUGAAUUAUGCAUAUGGUUAAGCUAUUGGCCAAUUGGAAACGCUUUGAACAAUGGAGAUACAGUUAAUGUCUCUAUUGUUGGGCUGAGUGGAUUGGAGGUACAUGAAUGUGGUGUGAGCCUUGUGUACUCUGAUCAGGAAACUUUGGAAAAUAACAUGGAAUGGGAAGAAGUUCUGGGAAAAUAUUUGUAUGAAUUUGAACUAAGCACAGGAGCUUACUAUCUUUGUCGGCGUGAUUUCUUUGAGCAAAUGGAGGUUGGUAGAUUAACUCCAGAUUGGUUUAGGAAUUUAGUUGGUGAUACUAUUAACUCCACUGAGGUAAGAGGAUGGAGAAAGACAGGUCGACCCAAACAGGUGAAUCAUCCGUCAUUUACAGAGUUAAAAACCGUUCGAUGUAUCAUCCGUGGUCCUCAAUUAGAGGACAUUUACAACAUCGCAGAGAUGUCGAAGUCAUCCUUGGGGUAUAAAACUGUGGCGUCGACGUCAAGCUUGCUUGAGGGCGGCAUGAAAUCAGGAACUAAAUCUGAUCCUUACUUACAUGUAAGUUUGAUAUUUUUCAACAAAAAGGCCUCAGGCUACACGGUAUAG
Messenger RNA from Helianthus annuus (common sunflower), 2775 nucleotides. RefSeq names its product disease resistance protein RUN1-like. The record is from RefSeq and is a predicted model, not a curated record. The transcript has 9 exons. Gene Ontology annotation, biological process: defense response; signal transduction. The coding region runs from base 1 to 2775 and encodes 924 amino acids. Lineage: Eukaryota; Viridiplantae; Streptophyta; Magnoliopsida; Asterales; Asteraceae. Gene Ontology annotation, molecular function: ADP binding.